Molecule: messenger RNA, 1682 nt
Organism: Sipha flava (yellow sugarcane aphid)
Lineage: Eukaryota; Metazoa; Arthropoda; Insecta; Hemiptera; Aphididae
Product: serine/threonine-protein kinase Chk2-like
Exons: 8
Coding region: 129-1538 (469 amino acids)
Biological process (GO): mitotic DNA damage checkpoint signaling; protein phosphorylation
Cellular component (GO): cytoplasm; nucleus
Molecular function (GO): protein serine/threonine kinase activity; ATP binding; protein binding
Source: RefSeq, a predicted model, not a curated record
AUCAACUGUGGAUCACUUCGAGCACGUGUAUUAAGGAAUAAUUUAUGAAAAUGUCAACCUGUAUUAGAUAACAUUUUGAAGUUAUAAAUAUAUAACGAUAUUUUAUAUUGUAUACUCUGGGUACAAUUAUGGGUGAUUUAGAUGUUUUGACUCCAUUGAUAAAUAGCCAAGAUCCAUUGUAUAGCCAGGAUCAAAUAACAAUUACUGAAAAUCCGACUGCAUGGGGGCGCUUAUAUCCAGAAAAUGAAUUCUUAAAAAUUGAAGAUUUAAUGAAGGAUAGUUAUAAAGCUGGCCGCCAGACAAAUGAUAUUGAUUUUCAAUUUACAAAGCAAUGUUUUAGUUUAAAAGUAAUGAACCAUAUUAGUAAGAUUCAUUUCGUUAUUACUCGGGAAAUGAUUGGAACACUUGGUUAUGUAGUUUUUAUUACUGACACUAGUUCUAAUGGUACAUUUUUAAAUGGUGAAAAAAUAGGAAAAGACUGUCGAUGGAUAUUAUCUAACAAUGAUAAAAUUGCUGUUGUUUCUAAAACAAAUAAUGUCUAUACAUUUACUGAUAAACAAACAGACAACUCUAAUUUUCCACAAAAAGUUAAAGAACAAUUUGCUGUUUAUGGUAUAUUAGGUUCUGGAACUUUUGGUGAAGUCCGGUUAGCUUUUGAAAAAAAAUCAUUGAAAUGCUUUGCAUUAAAAAAGGUGAAAAAAGAAAGUUGUAUUGUCUUAAGAGAGCCUACCAUUUUGUCAAGUUUAUCUCAUCCAAAUAUAGUUAAUAUGGAACAUUUUAUUGACACAAUCAAUUUUAUUUAUAUUGGGUUGGAGUAUAUUCCUGGAGGUACAUUAAAACAACUUCUAAAUAUUAAUCACUUAAAAGAAUUUGAAGCUAAAGUAAUUUUGUACCAAGUUGCUCGUGCUGUUCAGUAUUUACAUAAUAGAUCAAUAGCUCAUAGAGACUUAAAACCUGGAAAUAUAUUGCUUUCAAAGCAAUCCCCUUAUUGUCAAGUAAAAUUAGCUGAUUUUGGAUUGUCUAAGAAGAUAACUGAUAAUACACAUUUGAAAACAUUUUGUGGUUCUUUAGCAUAUCUUGCCCCUGAAGUAUUCACAAAAAAGCAAUUGAGUAAACAAUUUACCUAUUCAUCUGGUAAUUAUACUCGAAAAGUGGAUUCAUGGAGUUUUGGUGUGAUAUUAUAUGAGUGUUUAACUGGUUCUAAACCUUUUGAUGGUGACCAUAUCGAAGAAAAAGUUUAUAAAGGAACAUAUAACCCAUUUAAACUUAUAAUAUCAAAUGCAUCAAAUUGUGCUCAAGACAUUAUCAAGCAAUUACUAAAAGUAGAUUAUAGUAUGAGGUUUGAUUUUGAUAGAAUACUUAAGCAUAUUUGGUUUGAUAAAGAUGUGCUUAUGAAACAAAAAGUAAAUGACCUUAUUGCAGAAUUUUCACAUAUUUUAAAAUCAAAUGAGAUCCCUAAUUAUAAUAAAGAAAAUGUAAAUAAAAAGUUAAGAAUUUGUCCAUGUUUUUCUCCUAUGUCUGAUUCUGACCAAGCUUAAAUUAAUUCUUUUAUUUAUUGUGUAUGUUUUUCAAGUACAAUUUUGUUAUUUUCCUAAAUGAGUUAUUAUAUGAUGUUAAGUUUGUUUUAUAUUAUGAUAAUUUUUCUAUUUGGAUAAAAAUAGUUUUUGAUAUUUGUUAUUAAG